This is a messenger RNA of Magallana angulata, 1407 nucleotides long. Its product is annotated as multiple epidermal growth factor-like domains protein 6. Gene Ontology annotation, molecular function: scavenger receptor activity. The record is from RefSeq and is a predicted model, not a curated record. The transcript has 8 exons. The coding region runs from base 97 to 1395 and encodes 432 amino acids. NCBI's taxonomy places the organism in Eukaryota, Metazoa, Mollusca, Bivalvia, Ostreida, Ostreidae.
UCAGACGGAGUAAUGUUUGAUAUUUGUUACGUUCUUUCGGCUGGGCGAACAAAUCUAUACUCAUAGACUUUGUCGUUUGACCAGAUUGACAACACCAUGUUGUCCCUGUCCGAACACUCUGUGUAUCCCCACGAUAUUCUCUCUGUGUGGUUCUGUUUGCUGACAGUAUCCCAAGCGUACGUUAAUAUUGCCCUCAACAAACCAGCAUACCAACAGUUCCCUGCACUAGGUGACGACACAAUUGACGCCAGUAACGCUGUAGACGGACGUAAGUCAGACCUGAGUGAGAGGGGAGGUCAAUGUGCUGGAUCAUAUCCCACACAAACUGCCACCUGGUGGUUGGACCUGACAAGGAUCCACAGCAUCCAUCACAUUACCAUCUACUUCCUGACGAACAAUAAUCCAUGGGGUCCUUCUAAUGAGCUCACAAAGUACUUUCUUGGAUUCUUGGUGUACGUCUCGAAUACAACAGACAGACUACAGGGAACACUGUGUUACAAGGACGACAACUUUACAAGGGACACUAUACCUGCUGUCUUCACCACCACUUGUCCUGUACAUGGACAGUACGUCAUCUAUUACAACGAGAGACUACCCGGAGCUACCUACCCUGACGAGUACUCUGAUUAUAUUUUCAGUGACCUCUGUGAAGUGGAGGUGUAUGGAUGUUAUUCUACCGGAUAUUUUGGAUCCAACUGUUCCUUUCCCUGUCCAGACGUCAACUGUCAGUACUGUCACAUAGAGACGGGCACCUGUCAGGGCUGUAUGCCUGGAUACAAAGGUCACCGAUGUGAAUUAGCUUGUGAAGGACGGUCUUAUGGUGCUGGUUGCAAAGAAGCAUGUGGAUACUGCCGUGACGUUAACCAGUGUUCCAAUAUUAAUGGGACUUGUUUAACUGGAUGUGAUGCUGGUUUUAAAGGAGACUUCUGUAAAACUGUAUGUGACAGAGGUUCGUAUGGUUCUGAAUGCAAUGAAACAUGUGGACACUGUCGUGACGUGAACCAGUGUUCCAAUAUCAAUGGGACAUGUCUGACUGGGUGUUAUGCUGGUUAUCAAGGGGACUUGUGUCAAACAUCAUGUGACAGAGGGUCGUAUGGAUUUGAAUGCAGGGAAACAUGUGGACACUGUCGUGACGUAGACCAGUGUUCAAAUAUAAAUGGGACAUGUUUGACUGGAUGUGGUGCUGAUUUUCAAGGAGACUUGUGUAAAACCCCUUGCCCUGUUGGAUAUUUUGGACAAGACUGUUCUGAGAUGUGUAUCAACAGCUACGCCAGUUACACAUGUGGUGGUUGUAACGAUGUCAGUGGUUCAUGCGAUUAUGAGUGCCCUCCUGGCUGGAUUGGUUACUUCUGUCAAAAAAGUAAUAAUCUCAUUUACACGCAUAUUUUCAUUUAAAUUUUUGUUUAA